Apaloderma vittatum (bar-tailed trogon) is the source of this 655-nucleotide messenger RNA. Its product is annotated as protein CBFA2T2. Gene Ontology annotation, molecular function: transcription corepressor activity. Lineage: Eukaryota; Metazoa; Chordata; Aves; Trogoniformes; Trogonidae. The record is from RefSeq and is a predicted model, not a curated record. The annotation marks the transcript as partial. Gene Ontology annotation, biological process: negative regulation of DNA-templated transcription; DNA-templated transcription. Gene Ontology annotation, cellular component: nucleus. The transcript is spliced from 5 exons.
AGGCUGCCAGUGAUGCCCGGAUCGCCCGUGGAAGUGAAGAUACAGUCCAGGUCCUCUCCGCCCAACAUGCCGCCGCUGCCCCCCGUGAACCCCGGCGGCCCCCGGCCCGUGUCCUUCACCCCGACUGCGCUGCCCAACGGGAUAAACCAUUCCCCGCCGACGCUCAACGGGGCACCGUCCCCUCCCCAGAGGUUUAGCAACGGUCCUUCCUCCUCCUCCUCCUCCUCGCUGACGAACCAGCAGCUCCCAGCCACGUGUGGCGCCCGGCAGCUCAGCAAGCUGAAGCGCUUCCUCACUACCCUGCAGCAGUUCGGCAACGACAUCUCGCCAGAGAUCGGGGAGAAGGUCCGGACCCUCGUCCUGGCGUUAGUGAACUCAACGGUGACAAUUGAGGAGUUUCACUGCAAGCUACAAGAAGCGACGAACUUUCCCCUCCGGCCGUUUGUGAUCCCCUUUCUGAAGGCCAACCUCCCGCUGCUGCAGCGAGAGCUGCUCCACUGCGCCCGCGCCGCCAAGCAGACGCCCUCCCAGUACCUGGCGCAGCACGAGCACAUCCUGCUCAACACCAACACUGCGUCGCCCGCCGACUCCUCCGAGCUGCUCAUCGAGGUGAACGGCAAUGGGAAGAGGCACAGCCCGGACAGGAGGGAAGACA